This is a messenger RNA of Penicillium pulvis, 1731 nucleotides long. RefSeq names its product putative ubiquitin ligase complex F-box protein GRR1. The record is from RefSeq and is a predicted model, not a curated record. Gene Ontology annotation, molecular function: protein binding. Lineage: Eukaryota; Fungi; Ascomycota; Eurotiomycetes; Eurotiales; Aspergillaceae. The transcript has 2 exons. Bases 1 to 1731 code for a protein of 576 amino acids.
AUGCCCCGCCAAAGACCUACUGCUCGAUUGCCGAGCGAAGCACCCUCCGAAACCUCUUCCUCAACGUCACCGGAACGCGCCGCAGAUGACGACACAGACUUCUUUAUGGCCCAGGCCAACGAUUCACAAUCCUCGAUUGGUGUCGCCAAUUUUCGUGACCUCCGCGUGCAGAACAGCCAAUCUGUUCCAGUGUCCCCGAUCGGCCGCCUUCCGCCCGAGAUCCUGAUCGCGAUCUUUUCAAAACUGGUGUCCCCGGUGGACAUGCUGAACUGCAUGUUAGUCAGCCGCAACUGGGCUGCCAACUCGGUCGGAAUCUUAUGGCACCGACCAUCCUGUGGUAACUGGGAUAAUUUGAAGAGCGUGGCUUCUUCUGUGGGUAACCCAGAGAGCCUAUUCACAUACGCAGACCUCAUUAAGCGACUCAACCUGUCCGCUUUGGCGCGUGAUGUCAGCGAUGGGACUGUUGUUCCCUUUACACAGUGCAAGCGCGUUGAGCGUCUGACUUUGACAAAUUGCUCCGAACUCUCGGACAAGGGUGUUUCAGAUCUGGUUGAGGGCAACCGGCAUCUGCAAGCAUUGGAUGUCUCAGAUUUGCGACACUUGACCGAUCACACCCUCUAUACGGUAGCAAGAAAUUGUCCGCGUCUACAGGGCCUCAAUGUUACCGGCUGUAACCGGGUGACUGAUGACUCGCUACUCGUGGUAUCACAAAGCUGUCGCCAUAUUAAAAGGCUAAAGCUCAACGGCGUUACUCUUGUCACUGAUCGGUCAAUUCUGUCCUUUGCAGAGAACUGCCCAGCGAUCUUAGAGAUCGAUCUUCAUGACUGCAAGCUUGUGACCAGUCCGUCAGUAACGGCCCUCAUUACCACCCUUCGUCACCUUCGAGAGUUGCGCCUUGCACACUGCAUUGACAUUGAUGACUCGGCAUUUUUAAACCUACCCGAGGGAAGAACAUUUGACAGUCUACGAAUCCUAGAUCUCACAGCAUGUGAGGAAGUCAAAGAUGAUGCUGUGGAGCGUAUUGUCAACGCCGCACCUCGUCUGCGAAACCUGGUACUGGCUAAGUGCCGCUUUAUCACAGAUCGCUCAGUACAAGCCAUCUGUAAACUGGGCAAGAACCUCCACUACGUGCAUCUUGGCCACUGCUCCAAUAUCACUGAUAUUGCGGUCAUGCAGCUCAUCAGGGCUUGUAACCGUAUUCGAUAUAUCGACCUGGCUUGCUGCAAUCGCCUGACCGACGCGAGUAUACAGCAGUUGGCUAGCCUGCCCAAGUUGCGCCGUAUUGGUCUGGUCAAAUGCGUAAAUAUUACGGAUUUGAGCAUCAAGGCGUUUGCACGCCGUCGAAGCAACCCGUCGGUCAGUAGCCUGGAGCGUGUCCACCUUAGUUACUGCACUGGGCUUAGCAUGAAUUCUAUUCGGCCUUUGAUCAAUGAGUGUCCGCGACUCACUCAUUUGAGUCUGACAGGAGUCCCGGAGUUCUUGAGCCCGGCCCUCACUAAGUUUUGCCGAGAAGCCCCACCGGAGUUUACGCAACAACAGAGGGAUGUAUUCUGUGUAUUCAGUGGGGAUGGUGUGUCCCAACUCCGGGACUUCUUGAACCGAGAUGAAACCGAAGCCACCAUGUACGAUGACGAUGACGAGUUGGACGAAGAUGCGGGUCAGAUGACCGGACUUAUGGAUGCUACGGGCAUCAACGAUGAAGAUUACAUCGAUGUCGAAACACUUCCAUGA